Messenger RNA from Haliotis rubra (blacklip abalone), 1321 nucleotides. RefSeq lists its product as uncharacterized. NCBI's taxonomy places the organism in Eukaryota, Metazoa, Mollusca, Gastropoda, Lepetellida, Haliotidae. The record is from RefSeq and is a predicted model, not a curated record. Bases 85 to 828 code for a protein of 247 amino acids. Gene Ontology annotation, molecular function: starch binding. Gene Ontology annotation, cellular component: membrane. The transcript is spliced from 2 exons.
GUGACGUCACACUGCGAUGACGUCAUAGACUGUAGCCUAGGCAUAGUUCCUGAAAGACAGUCAGGUGUACGUACAUUUUGCACAAUGGUGGAAAGUUCACUAGUAUAUGUUGAGUUUAGACUCUGGAAUUUGAAGAACCCAGGCGACAUUGAACUUGUCCUAGUGGGCAGCAGUCCAGAUUUAGGUCUAUGGAAUCCUGAAAACGGAACAAGGGCACGAUACAUGAAGAAACUGGAUUUCUGGUUGGUGGAAAAACGCCUCCCUGUUAAUUCCUCCCAUGAUUGGAAAUGGGCGAUGGCUCAUAAAAAUGAAGGCCAAAUUGUUUGGGAGGAAUGCCCAAACAGAAGACUCGAACUAGGAGUUAUCGGAGGGAAUGCUGAUUGUGACUGGAACAGCGCGGGAAGAUUCCAGCAGUCUGAAUGUCUCCUGUUCGCUGCAACGAACUACAAGACAGACACCCCUUCUGAUGCUUUGGUAAUGAUAGGUUCCACUCCGUCGCUUGGGGAGUGGAAUCCUUUUUGCGGUGUGGUGGCUGUAGAAUAUCCUCUGGGGGCAGGGUAUUGGGUGGCCCGGGCUGUGGUUGAGAAGGGGAAACGACAUCAGUGGAAGUGGGCGGUGAUUGAUGAGAACAGGACUGUGAAGAGAUGGGAGGAGAGAAGCAACAGGGAGUUCGAAGCGUCAGAUGAGAUGGUGGAACUUAACGCCCAGUGGAGCUGUGAUUCUCUCGUGGAGGAUUUUGAAGGAGAUGUGGAACCGCUUACAAGUUGCUACUACAAGGGGAAGGAAGCUAUUGACAGCUGUGAGCACAUGCAACAGUACGGGUACUGAUCCGGGUAGGACAGCGGGUACCCGAUAGAACUGAUUCAGAAGACAAGGGCUAUGUUAUGUCAGCUGUUUUUGAACUUUGAAAGACUACUUCUGGUGGACACGCUUUCGCGCUCAAUGUUUUUGUUGUUUUCUUGUAACAUAUACGGCAUAGCGUUAUUUUGAACAAUAUAUGGUAAGAUAUGAUAGUGUUUCUGUGUCAUGUUGAUUGUUUAUAUCGUGUUUAUUCCAAGGUUGAUUAUUACAUAUAUACAGAGCAAAUAUGAAGGGAUCGUGAAUGUUUAGGGGAUGUUUAAAAAAUUGUGUGUUUAGUCCUCGCUGCCCCAAACACAUCCCUAAAAUAUUUAUAUGAUCCUUAUCCAUUUUUGUUCAGGUUUCAGUUUUUGAGUAAUAUAUACACAUGUUUAAUACAGAUGUGUAUUGUUAUACCGUCCUGAUUGAGGAUGUUGUUUUUAUUGUUUAAGCAUCAUUAAAUAAAAGAACAUUGUUUUUGUAA